This is a messenger RNA of Aspergillus tanneri, 1233 nucleotides long. RefSeq lists its product as uncharacterized. Gene Ontology annotation, cellular component: fungal-type vacuole membrane. Bases 1 to 1233 code for a protein of 410 amino acids. The record is from RefSeq and is a predicted model, not a curated record. Gene Ontology annotation, molecular function: transmembrane transporter activity. The transcript is spliced from 2 exons. Gene Ontology annotation, biological process: transmembrane transport. NCBI's taxonomy places the organism in Eukaryota, Fungi, Ascomycota, Eurotiomycetes, Eurotiales, Aspergillaceae.
AUGUAUGCGAAUGAAGGGACCGUCGCAGUGGUGCUGCCGGAGCAAACACGAGAUCACCAUAAAAGCCAACCGGAUGAUAGCGAUUCCAAGUUGGAAGGUGCAGAGGAAGUUCUGUCCGAGUAUCCAGACGGCGGACAGCGCGCAUGGUUGGUAGUGCUAGGCGUCUGGUGUGCGCUGUUCCCGACCUUUGGCAUCAUGAACAUCACGGGAAUUCUGGAAGAAUGGCUAGCGGAAGAUCAAUUGCAGGGCCAUUCCAAGGCUUCCAUCUCGUGGAUCUUUAGUAUCUAUAAUUUCCUCUUUUGGCUCGGUGGAAUUCAAUUCAUACUUAGCUUCAGCAUUCUCGGCGGUCUUUCGUCUUCCGCGGUGUUAACCCCGACUCUUGGAACGAUCAAUCACUGGUUUUUAAAGCGUCGAGGUUUGGCCACUGGGGUUGCUACUACGUCUGGCGGGAUCGGAGGCAUUGUCUGGUCCGCUAUCUUUGGAGCACUCCAAGACAACCUAGGAUUCCCAUGGAUCGUUCGAAUCCUGGGGUUUAUGUCCAUUGGAUGUUUUGCAGUUAGUUUGCUGCUCAUGGAAACCAGACUCCCUCCUAACAAGUCGGCUGGAGGAACCAUCGAUAUUCGGUCCCUGCGGGAGGUCCGAUUCACCAUUGCUUCUAUAGCAGUGAGCUUUGCUGAAGUCGGCCUGAUGAUUAUGAUCACGUAUCUCCCUGCGUACGCUGCCUCGCAUGGGGUGACUGGCGCUCUGUCCUACAAUCUGAUGUCCAUUUUCAGUGCCACUCUGAUUUUCGGUCGAGUGAUUCCAGGACUGCUGGCCGAUCGCUGGGGACGAUACAACGUCAUGACUGUCACCGGUGGUGUAAGUAUGCUGUUGGUCCUGGCCUUGUGGAUGAAGGCGGGAGAGGAUACGGCCGCGAUUGUGACCUUCGCUGCAUUCUAUGGUUUCUGGAGUAGCCCGGCCGUGGGCCUGUCGCCAGUCUGUAUCGCCCAGAUCUCCCGAACUGAGGACUAUGGGAAACGGUAUGGGACAACGACCGCAAUCUUUGGGCUCAGUAUUUUAGUAGCCAUUCCCGUCGCAGGUGAGAUCUUGAAGGCACAGAACCCAGCCUCCGGGCAGGAAACAAACUAUACCGGUCUGAUCGUCUUUUGCGGCGCAUCGUAUGCCUUCUCAACGGUCCUCCUUGUUGUGACCAAAGUGAUUAGUGUGGGAUGGAGUGUAACUCGCGUGUUUUAG